GCAUAUAGAGUGUCACAUCAUUCUGGAGGUGACACCUCUCAGUUUUCUUUCACACUAACUGUUCUAGAGAGCACUGGCUGCAACCACAUCGGGAGGCUGAUGCUCCAUGACAGCUAAAAGUUGGAUUGAGUUUCAGGAGCUACUAUAUAUAAAGCUGGGGCGACUUAUGUCACCGCACUAAUUAAAUGCCAUCUGGGUGGUUCCUCUGGGUUUUUGAGCCCAUCACCCAGCUCAGACGGAGUCAGAGGCCAAGGAGGAGAACAUGAUGAUGGACCUUUUUGAAACUGGCUCCUAUUUCUUUUACUUGGACGGGGAAAAUGUUACCCUACAGCCAUUAGAAGUGGCAGAGGGCUCUCCUUUGUACCCAGGGAGUGAUGGUACCCUAUCCCCCUGCCAGGACCAAAUGCCCCCAGAAGCCGGGAGCGACAGCAGCGGAGAGGAACAUGUCCUGGCGCCCCCAGGCCUACAGCCUCCCCACUGUCCCGGCCAAUGUCUGAUCUGGGCUUGUAAGACCUGCAAGAGAAAAUCUGCCCCCACCGACAGACGGAAAGCCGCCACCCUGCGCGAGAGGAGACGGCUAAAGAAAAUCAACGAGGCCUUCGAGGCGCUCAAGCGGCGGACUGUGGCCAACCCCAACCAGAGGCUGCCCAAGGUGGAGAUUCUGCGGAGCGCCAUCAACUACAUUGAGCGGCUGCAGGACCUGCUGCACCGGCUGGAUCAGCAGGAGAAAAUGCAGGAGCUAGGGGUAGACCCCUUCAACUACAGACCCAAGCAAGAGAAUCUUGAGGGUGCGGAUUUCCUGCGCACCUGCAGCUCCCAGUGGCCAAGUGUUUCGGAUCAUUCCAGGGGGCUCGUAAUAACUGCAAAGGAAGGAGGGGCAAGCAUUGAUUCGUCGGCCUCGAGCAGCCUUCGGUGCCUUUCUUCCAUCGUGGACAGUAUUUCCUCGGAGGAGCGCAAACUCCCCUGCGUGGAAGAGGUGGUGGAGAAGUAACUCGAGAUGAUGUUCGUUCUGGAUGUUCAGCGCAGCAGGAAGAUCCCACCCUCCCUCCUUCGCCUAAUCCUUUGGAUUAGGUCACGUUACAUUAAUGUUUAGGAACCCAGACCCAGGAGUUUAUGAAAGGGAAGGAGAGAGUCACAAAAAAACUUCUCGGAAACUGUUGUGUAGGCUCAGAUGUAAAAGCCUUUUGGCUUUAGGCUUUAAUUUUCUUGGGACAGCGAGUGGUUUAGGUCUAGCAGCCUUACUUUGUUUUCUGUUUGGUUGGUUUUGUACUAUAUUUACUUUUAUCACGGUGUUUCUUUGUGCCAUGAUCAAAAGUUCAUUCCUGUCUAAAACAAAGUGGGAACGUUUAAUAUAACUGUUAGUAGCAUUGAAUGUAUUUUUGUAAAUAAUCUUAGUACUUUCAUUUUAUAUGUAAACCUAAGAAAUAUAUUUUAACUGUAAAGUGACAGACUUAUUGUAUAUACAAUGUGAGAGGAUCCUGGUAUUGUAAUACUAAAAAAUAAAUUUCUAUAUGAAUAAA
Messenger RNA from Pteronotus mesoamericanus, 1520 nucleotides. It is a transcript of the gene MYF6, whose product is annotated as myogenic factor 6. The transcript is spliced from 3 exons. Gene Ontology annotation, molecular function: protein dimerization activity; RNA polymerase II cis-regulatory region sequence-specific DNA binding; DNA-binding transcription factor activity, RNA polymerase II-specific. The coding region runs from base 263 to 991 and encodes 242 amino acids. NCBI's taxonomy places the organism in Eukaryota, Metazoa, Chordata, Mammalia, Chiroptera, Mormoopidae. Gene Ontology annotation, biological process: skeletal muscle cell differentiation; regulation of transcription by RNA polymerase II; positive regulation of skeletal muscle fiber development. The record is from RefSeq and is a predicted model, not a curated record.